GGAACCCAUAUCCGGACAACCCAUCCAAAGUUCAAGCUCGCCCCUAGAAGAUAUGGACCCUUCAAAAUAAUGGCAAAAAUAGGGACCCUGGCGUACAGACUUCAAAUUCCCCAACAAUGGAAGAUCCAUCUGGUGUUCCAUGCCGCAACACUCACCAAGUAUAGAGAAACCGAGGCACACGGGGAAAACUUCGCAAGACCACUACCGGAGGUAUUAAACGAUGAAGAACAUUACGAGGUGGAAAUGAUCGUGGAUUCAAAAAGACAAGGACGGGGAACCAAGUACUUGGUCAAGUGGGCGGGAUACCCCGAGGCAGACAACACCUGGGAA
This is a messenger RNA of Heterobasidion irregulare TC 32-1, 330 nucleotides long. RefSeq lists its product as uncharacterized. The transcript has a single exon. The record is from RefSeq and is a predicted model, not a curated record. Lineage: Eukaryota; Fungi; Basidiomycota; Agaricomycetes; Russulales; Bondarzewiaceae. Gene Ontology annotation, molecular function: chromatin binding. Gene Ontology annotation, biological process: negative regulation of transcription by RNA polymerase II; chromatin organization. The annotation marks the transcript as partial. Gene Ontology annotation, cellular component: pericentric heterochromatin.